CAAUCACUUAACAACAUGUCUCUUAAACUGCAUCAGUUCUUUGCGUUGUGCAGAACUUUUUCUGUAUUGUCUGUGGCACAGACAAUACAGAAAAAGUUCUGCACAACGUGCUAAGUUAUUAAAAGUCACUCUGUGCAAAGUUAUUAAAAGCAUGCAGACUCCCAGUCACACCUUAUUUUCUGCUUUUUGAUAUCUAGUUUUUUCAACGUUCCAAAACCCUUGGGGAUAACUAGGUAUACGAAGCACUGAACUUCGUGUAAAAAUUUUCUUAAUGACGGAUGUAAGCACGUACUUUUCGCGCGGUCAACGUCCUGGCCGUUUCAAUCUGGGCAAUGUGGUCCUGGUAAAUUUGCUUGGCAAGGAAUACUUUCUGGGAUUCAUUCAAGAUGUCGAUCGCGAUCGUGAUAUGGUGUUUGUUGAUUUCGACUGCAAUACCAUCGCGCCAUGGUGGGUACCCGCCGAUCGGGUAUGGUUUCGCUCUCACUUUUGCAGAUUCCACAAUAAUGUUAGAUACGGUCCAAUGGACGUGUUCGUAGCAGUGCGCAAAAUGAACAGCGAGCCGUAUGUUUUUCGUCCGGGAAAACUUGUACAAAAUUGUGGCACGGAGAACUUGUACCUCACUUGCAUUGCCAUAAAUUCUGACGAUAAGGAGGCCAUUCAUGUUGUACAUCACUGGCAGGUUGUCGACUAUCUCCCUUUCCCACACCACCCAGACAGAUAUUACGUUAUGGAUUACGUUAAGAAAAUUGUUAUACCAACGGAUUCUCUGCGAUACGCCACCAUUGAUGAAUACCGGAUCAGUCGCAUGCUGGACAUGGGUUUUCGCAACGGCAGACGAUUUAAUUCGGAACUGUGCCCGGAUCGCUUGUUUGUUGAGAUCGAAUCGAAUGCAAUUCGUAUUCUUAUCUGGAAUAUUGCAUGCAUGCAUUUCACAGAAAAUGGAUAUGGUUUUGAUAAUUGUCCUACAGAUGGAGGUUGCUUCCACAAAAAUACGGAAAAAAGGAUUACUGCGGGCGUAGAGAAGUACUUGUUUGGUUACUGUGGCAAGCCGGAGUUGUGCUUACAGUUUUCGAAAAGUUUAGCUGCAAACGAUCGAGUUUUUGAAACCCUGCCUCCGGAACUCCUGUCAGAAGCGCUGCAUUCUUUGGACCUCCGCUCUCAAGUGAUCGCCAAAAGAGUGUGUGCGCUAUGGAAUUUACUGUUACCCGAUCCGUCAACCGCCAAGUGCAUACAUAUCGACUUUGCGAGUCUCACCCGUCAAUGGACAUGGUGCAACGAAACGGAGGGUUACCACAUAGGGCAACUCGUGCACCGAUGCGUUCAUCCAGCCACCCACGCACUGGCCAUAAGCAACCUUUUCCAUCGCUGCGCUGAUCAAGAUCACUAUCCCACGGCAGCCGUUGUCACACAAGUGCUUCGCAUGAAAGGAACGCUCCCUUUAAUCGUCCUUAAGGAUAUACGCGUCCCCGCUGCUCGCCGGUUUCCUCGAGACAGCGACAAUCCUGAUGAUCCCAACUUAAGUGGAAUGAUAUUUUAUGCGCUGCAAUUCACCGAAGUAUGCCGACGAGUGGUCAUCAGGAACUACACGGUAGACUUUGCACAGUAUAGCGGUCCGCAUUUCCGGCAUCCGAUGCCCGGAUUCACGCAAACAAAAGAAUCUUUCUGUUUGAUGAUCCCCAUUCCCUCGAUGAUCUUAACAAACAUCCACAGCAAAGCCGAAAAAUUGCGGUGCCUGCAAGAUUUUAAAAUGACACUGGAAGCCCUCUGUCCGCCUGUCAAGCCCGCAGUCAAAAUCUGGUGGGAAAACCUGCACGCCAAGUGGGUACGAAAGGUGCCGUUUCCUGGGUUACCGUGGACUGAACUGCGGCAGCUACUUUGUUUCUACGGACCACAUGUUAGUCGCCAGCAGUUUGUGGACUGGAACGCCAGAGAUUUGGGUGACGCGACCCUGGGUAAUUUGCAGCUGGCCAUGCUUGCCCGCCAUUAUGGUGCUUUAUCAGCGGGGACCUAGAGUACAGUGCUGCAACUCCAGAAUUGCCGGUUUUUCGGUGCCGAUCGGCCCAUGUCAUACAACCGAUGUCUAUGAUUUGUGCACCAGUUCCAGAAAAACCUGUAUUCAUAUUUGUGUCAUAAAAGUUGCGUAGUAUUAACCUUGUUAGAGCUUCCUGCUUUCCUUUCCUUACCGAUAGGAUAGCAUCUCUUUGCAGGUAGCUGUACCGGAAUCAAAGCGGAAGGAGCUAUCCUUUUUACAUUUUCGUUUUGUUUUGACUGAUAAUUCAUAAUUACGGCACUUGGGGCUACU
Molecule: messenger RNA, 2302 nt
Organism: Paramacrobiotus metropolitanus
Lineage: Eukaryota; Metazoa; Tardigrada; Eutardigrada; Parachela; Macrobiotidae
Exons: 5
Coding region: 272-2011 (579 amino acids)
Molecular function (GO): protein binding
Source: RefSeq, a predicted model, not a curated record